GAUUUGCCUUGCCCCUUUCUGUGCAGACAGUCCUUGUGCCCCGUUCGCCCUGAUCCAAGAGAGAAAGAGAAGGCAGUGGAAAGAGAGAAGGGGUUGGUCCAUGGGAGGGACUACUGGAAAAGGGGAAUUGCAAGAAGGAGGGGGCGGGGAGGCGGCACGGGUGCUGUUUCUCCAGUCUCUUUUCCCUGUCUUUGUCUCACACUCUUUUGUUAGCCAUGCCUAGCCUGCUGGUUCUAGCAGGGAUCAUGGAGAAAAAUGGGGGCUACGGCGGGGAUCUGGCCGGCUCCGGCUUCGGAAGUGAGGGGCUGCUUGUGCCGCCCGACGAGGAAGAAGACGACUCCCGUGCCCUGAGGGUCGCGCUGGGCCAGUUGUCGCUGUUGGGUCUUGGGGAAGCCGAGGACGGCAGCGGGGCUCCCACUACUGGAACACUAGACCGGAGUAACAACAACAAUAACCACCACCACAACAACCACACCAACAGUGUUGGAGGAGGUGGAGAUACUGGGCUUUUGCCAGGGAAGAGCAAGUUAUGUGUCCUGUACGAUGGUUCCUCGACUGAAACGAAAGGACGCGGCUGUAACAUUACCGAAUGUGUCCCUGUGCCCAGUUCUGAACAUGUGGCCGAAAUAGUAGGGAGACAAGGGUGCAAGAUCAAAGCGCUUCGGGCCAAGACCAACACCUACAUCAAGACGCCGGUGCGGGGCGAGGAGCCCGUGUUUCUCAUCACGGGCCGGAAGGAGGACGUGGCGCUCGCUCGGCGGGAGAUCAUUUCGGCGGCGGAACACUUCUCCAUGCUGCGUGCCUCGCGGAACAAGCUGGGCGUGUCCUUCAGCGGCUCGCCCCCCGCCCCCCUGCCGGGGCAGACCACCAUCCAGGUGCGCGUGCCGUACCGCGUGGUGGGGCUGGUGGUCGGGCCCAAGGGCUCCACCAUCAAGCGCAUCCAGCAGCAGACCUGCACCUACAUCGUCACGCCCAGCCGCGACCGCGACCCCGUGUUCGAGAUCACCGGCUCGCCCGGCAACGCCGAGCGCGCCCGCGAGGAGAUCGAGGCGCACAUCGCCUUCCGCACCGGCGGCCUGCACGACCUCAACAACGAGAACGACUGCCUGGGGCCCGAGCUGGCCAACGGGGCCCUGGAGAGCCGGCUGCAGCAGGUGUGGGGUCUGCAGGGCGGCCAGCGCAAACCGCUAACCAGCAGCUACCGCCAGAACUUCCCCGACUCCGUGGUGGGGGGCGGAGACGGAGGGGGCGGAGGCGGGAGCAUCUACGGCAAGGGCGACUUCUCCAACCCCAGCGAAAAGCCCUGCUCUUACUUCGGGUCGGAGGGGACCCAGUGCUGGGGAGACCCCGACUACCCCAAACAGGUGGCCUUCUACGCCCAGCAGCGCUCCAGGAGUUUCGGGGGCCUGCCGCUGCCCCUGAACAGACUGUCCCCGGGGCUGACGGAGCCCUGCGGCGGCCCCGGCUCUUCGGGGCCGGCCCACUCACAGGCCCGCCGCGCCCACAGCGAGCCCAUCUCCGCCAGCUCCGCCUUCCCCGGCCGGCUGCCCCUGGCGGACUCGCCCACCGCGCGCGACUGCAUGACCUGCUUCGAGAGCAAGGUGACCGCCGCCCUGGUGCCCUGCGGCCACAACCUCUUCUGCAUGGAGUGCGCCAUACGAAUAUGUGAGCUCUCCCACCCUGAGUGCCCUGUCUGCCACACCCUGGUCUCGCAGGCCAUCCGAAUAUUCUCCUAAA
This is a messenger RNA of Conger conger (European conger), 1737 nucleotides long. It is a transcript of the gene mex3a, whose product is annotated as mex-3 RNA binding family member A. The coding region runs from base 216 to 1736 and encodes 506 amino acids. The transcript is spliced from 2 exons. Lineage: Eukaryota; Metazoa; Chordata; Actinopteri; Anguilliformes; Congridae. The record is from RefSeq and is a predicted model, not a curated record. Gene Ontology annotation, molecular function: RNA binding.